UGUCAUUUCGAAGAAAUCAGACAACAAUGGCUAAAACAGUCAUGUGGUUUUCGGUGUACACCUUGUCCAAAGAAAACAAUGUUACCAUGGAAACUGACAAUCCAUGAAAGACAGAAAUAAACAACAACAACAAAAAAUUACUCAGCUGCCUACCCCUGUCAGGUUUUCCAUCACAACGGUCACAUUUUUAACACUCAAUGGAGGAUAUCCAUGUUAAGUUAAGUAGAAAAAGAUACCAGGGUAUUGUCAACUGCAUAUCUGAAGGCCAAUGUCGUGUAGAGUUUUAGCAAGUGUCUUUAGACAGUCAACUAUGGGACUUUAUUCACAAAAGGGCUGGUCCCAAACAGUGGACACACCAAACCUUUCUGACCUUAUUUCAUUACCAUCCCACACAAUAGGAAGUGCUCUAUAAAAGGACUCCACAGUUCACAAGAUCUCACAGGCAGAUGAUACUCAAACCAGUCGCAAACAUGAUCCAAGGUUCUCGUUCCGCAAACAACCGGAAAGAUAUUCUCCUCAACGCUUUCCUCUUCCUCCUAGUCACAAAAUUCGAUAAAAGCUUUCAGUUAACACUGAGCGACUGCGGAUCAGAGUUCAGACGUCCAGAGUACACAGACAUCUCUGUAGACUGUGGAACGGAGUACAUCACCCUGGCUAUCAAAUUCUGUCCUGUCAUGUACACUGGCUAUAACGAAUCAGAGUUAAUUCUCAACAACAUCAUGAAUAACCCAGACUGCUAUGCGACCCUCGAUACUACCGUUUCACCUCCUGUGGCUCGAUUUAGUUUGCCGAUUAACUCAACCAAUGGCUGCGGCAGCAACUUUGUUACAAUAAGAAGUGUAGGGACAGGUGUAUUCUCGGACUUCUCCAACAUCGAGACGGUCAACAUCAGUGGAAUUAUACGAUCGAAAGACAUCACAACAGGCACUGUGACGUAUAACGCUGAGCUGAAGUACUACUACUCGUGCGCCUAUCCUCUGGAGUACCUGAUCAACAACACUCAAGUGGAUGUUUCGGGCUCCUCGAUUGCAGUAAAAGACAACAAUGGCAGUUUCAUCAGCACUCUGAGUCUCAGACUCUUCAGUGACAUUAACUACACCCAGCCUCUUGUUAUGCCUCCCCUCGGUAUUGAGCUGAGGACUAAUGUGUUUGUGCAAGUGCAGGCCACCAACUUGUCCUCCCAGUACUUUUUGCUGUUGGACAGAUGCUUUGCCUCCGUUUCCACCAUCCCUACCACCAGGAGCUACUACGACCUCUUUACGCCUUGCGGUGGUGAUCGGCUCACUAAAAUGCUGGUGAAUGGGGAGAUGCAACGUGCUCGGUUCUCGUUUCCAGCCUUCCGCUUCACAGAGCAGCAGAACCAGACAGUUUCAACAUACUACCUGCACUGCAUUACAAGACUCUGUGAAAUAUCAACCUGCAGUGCAUUUAGACAAUGUGGCAAACGAAAAAGGAGAGACGUUGUGCCUUUAACCACCACUCCUCCAAAUGGAGUCACAGAAGCCAGAACCCUCACAUCACCAGCCAUCAUUAUACGUGCAGAUAAUGUGGUGGCAACAAAAGAGGAAGAAGUCACAAUCAGCACGGAAACACCUUCAGACUCCUCUGUGGGUCUCGGCUUGGCUGUGGGCAUCCUGGCAUUUGCCUGCAUCAUGACUGUAGGAUUGGGAGCAGUUUUCUACAAGAGAUACUGGCACAACGCACCUUCAAAAAUGCAGCGGUGAGCUGAGACACCCUGCUCUUGCUCCAAGAGAGGACUGCUGCUGGAGGGCUGAGCAGGGCUCAGCAUAGAACUGUUUCAGACAUCUCGAUAUUUUAUAUAAUGUUUCUAGCUGAAUAAUCAUAGCAUAAUGUGGUUUAGAAGAGCAACAGUGUACUACUACAUCAGCUCUACAGCUUAAACUUGUGUUUGACCUGGGAAUACAUGUUAAAUGCACAACCAAAACAGAGCUUUAAUCCUUAGUUUAUAUAAGGCAAUAUGAAUUCUCUGUAUUCUUGUGUUUUGCAAUAGAAGUACAUUAAAAAUACUGACCCAUCAAAUGAAUCCAAUCCCAAUGAGCUCUCACCGUGGUACCUGUAAAACACAAAAAGGAAAUAAAUCUGAAUGUGUGUGAUGGGUUUACCUUCUAAAAUGUUAUAUGUUAUUUAUUAAACACUACUCUUGCUGCGUAUUCCUCAUUUAACUUUGACAUCCCCAUAUCUAAAGACUACUAAUGCACAGCCCAAAACAUCCCUGCAUUUACAAUGAAACACAUCCUUUUAAAUCAAUAAAGCAAUAGCAGAGUAUUAUAGAUUCCUUCUGCAUGUUCAACUUCAUAAAUAAAGAAAUGGAAAUAAAAGCAAUUUCGAAUGAAAGUGAGCUGAAGGAGAGUGCAGCAAAGCGUUGAUCUUUAGAUCUGAAGUUAUGUUCUUGGCUCUGCAAUUUUAUAACUUCUUUUAAAGUCCUAUGGCAGACUGAGCUCUUAAAAGUAGAUGUACAUUUGCGAUUCAUCCAUUAAUGCAUGCUUCAUAUGAAUAAAGGCUGCUGGUACAAGAAAAAAUCGCUGUCCUCUUGAGUGGGUUUUUACUUAGUUGCAGUAAAAUGGAAUUAGAUUGCCUGAAAAUAGCAUUUGGGUCUUUUAAAACUAUUAUACAUACUUAAAAUGUGACAGAGGUGUGUGUAAAAGGUUGUAAAGGUAGAAAAUACCUAUUAAAAAGUUGUCUAAAUGGUGAAAAUAGGCACCUAGCUAAAGUGGGUCAAGCAAAUUCAUUCAGAAAAAGGGGAUUUUUAAGUGACACCUCUGCAAUAUUAGUAGGGAAAUCUGAUCACAGUCUAAUAUCAUUUUACUUUGACCUGUCAAAUGAACUAAUGCCUGAUCUGUAUAUUGUCAGGUGUCUUUACAGCUAUGAUGAACCUAACUUCAUUGUUCUCAUUGUUUAGGGAGUUCAUGUUUUCAUGUCUGACACCUGAAACUGCUCUCACAGCCACGCUGGAGAAAACGUGAUCUUAUGCUGCACUCCCUAUAAAGACCUCACAUAGGCCUAAUUAUUGCCAAAUUACACAAAAUGAUCAAUCAAUUAACCAUUCACUCCAUUCAGUUUUUGUUUUGUUUUGAGGUCAUGAUUGGGACAGAAACCCUGUUGAGUCCAGAGAGGAAAGGACAGAUUCGUAGACGGAUCCAGCACAGAAGUAGGGCACAUGAUGAUUCAUUCUGUCAGAUGCUGAACUAGGCCAUCAUUUUGUGGCUCUCUUUAAGUCUCUUUGUUUCUUUUGCACUUUGUUUUGCAAGCAUCGCUUCAAAUAUUUUAAUGCCCCACAUUCUGACUCACCCGCAAAGGGUACAAUGGUUUUCCAAAGAAAUGUAGCAUGAAAAUAUAAUAGAUAUUUUAUUUUUAGGAUUUGUAUUAAUGCAGUUUUUAUCUGCAGUGUCCUACAUAGCACACAGCAGCUGCACCAGCCAGAAAUUUACUGUAGAAAAUACAGUAACACAACUCAUAUCCGCAUAUUUUGGUAACUGAUAAUGUUAAUAUACCAAUCAAUUUAAAUGACUGAAGUAGGUCAUGGACAACAACGGUGGCUGAUAAAUAUGAAUAGACAGAGUAAAGUUAUAUUCACCUAUAUAAUGUUAUGUUACG
Carassius carassius (crucian carp) is the source of this 3615-nucleotide messenger RNA. Its product is annotated as zona pellucida-like domain-containing protein 1. Lineage: Eukaryota; Metazoa; Chordata; Actinopteri; Cypriniformes; Cyprinidae. The transcript has 12 exons. Bases 447 to 1724 code for a protein of 425 amino acids. Gene Ontology annotation, cellular component: cell surface. The record is from RefSeq and is a predicted model, not a curated record.